Messenger RNA from Meloidogyne enterolobii, 320 nucleotides. The record is from the annotation of a GenBank genome assembly. Lineage: Eukaryota; Metazoa; Nematoda; Chromadorea; Rhabditida; Meloidogynidae.
AUGAAGAAGAUUGAUGAAAUAGAGCAUCGAGCAAAUAUUUUAGAAAAAGCUUUACAAGAACAAGAAGAAAUUAGAACAAAAUCUGAAGAAAGAAUUGAAGCAAUAAGUAUAACACAGGAACAUAACAAAAAACAAUUAAAAAAUAAAAUUAAAAAACAAGAAUCGUUUUGGAAAUAUUUAACUAAUUUCUUCUCUUCUGCUUGUAAUGUUGAAAAUAAAGAAAGUGAAACAACACAAAAUAAUGAAGAAAGCAAAAGUAAGGAUGUCUUAAAAAAGGAAAUUAAAGAUAAAGAAUAAACUAAAUUGACAUAAAAUAAAUA